Molecule: messenger RNA, 3047 nt
Organism: Oncorhynchus keta (chum salmon)
Lineage: Eukaryota; Metazoa; Chordata; Actinopteri; Salmoniformes; Salmonidae
Product: NF-kappa-B inhibitor alpha-like
Exons: 6
Coding region: 411-1586 (391 amino acids)
Biological process (GO): signal transduction; cellular response to lipopolysaccharide
Cellular component (GO): cytosol
Molecular function (GO): protein binding
Source: RefSeq, a predicted model, not a curated record
AAUUUCACGCAUGCGCACAGGACCUACUCCUUCUAACAGACUUGGCUGGAGAGGCUUUGGGAAUUCCCCAGGACAUCUCCUUUCGCGAGACGACUUGACUUGUAAACAAUUUAGCACGGUAACGUUAAUAUUUAUUUUACUAAGUGAAAAACCAUCAAAGAUGAACUUUGAUGAUAUCAGUUAGAGCUUAGAUGCAGCGCCCUGUACUGUUUUCGUAGACUUGGUCCUCUAGCACCUUUAGCGUGCUAGCUAGCUAACUAACUGAUUGGACAUCAGUUACCAGCUUGAAAGCACAGCUAGCCUGCUACAUUGCUUUCGCAAACUGGUUACUAGAAUCAAUCGAUUUUAACCAGCUGUUGCAAAAUAGUCUAUUAUAAAAAACGAAUAGCUAGCUAGCAACAGUAUUCGUAAUGGCUGGUAUUCAGCCCAGGUGCGAUUUUGGAAAGCAGCAUGCACGGCCUAUGCUUGGCUUCGGGCUUGACAAACACGAAACUCUGGGUACUUCUGCACCGGAUGAUUGGUGCGACAGUGGGCUAGAAUGUCUGAGUGGAACAGCGUUGAGCCUGGAUGACUCUUUCAGCAAUGAGACAUCCAAAACCUGGGGGCCCAGGUCCCCUCCUCACACGGCCUCCUACCCCUCACUGGAUGACACUGACAAGCACCCUAUGGACUUUAGUUCACUGGGUGGUGGAGAGAGGUUGGACUCGGCUAUAGGGGACUCAAUUACAGAUGAGACGGUGGGGAGUAUAUCACAGGGGCUGGGGACCAUGCACCUGAAUGAACCAGUUAUUAGUUACACAGUCGACGACCGUGGGAGGCAAGCAGCACCGAGCCUGGAGGGGGAAAGACAAAGGAGAGACGAGAUGCUCAACACACUGCACUUUGUGUCUGAGGAUGGAGACACGGCUCUUCACUUGGCUCUUAUCCACGAGCACUGGGCCUUCGUACAAUACUUACUGGGGGUGAUCGCUCUGGACAGGAGCUGGGUGCCUUACCUGGACAUCCAGAACCACUUGGGACAGACUGCCCUCCACCUGGCUGUCAUAGUGGACCAGUCCCAGUGUGUGCGUGGGCUGCUGUGGGGCGGUGCGAGUGCUGAGCUCCAGGAGAGAGGAGGGAACACACCGCUGCACUUGGCUGUCAGGGAGCUGAGGCAGGACUGUGUACGAGAGAUCACCUCCAACUGCCAGAGCACCGACUAUCUACAAGUCACCAACUACUCGGGGGUGAGUGCACUGCAUUUGGCAGUACAGAGGGGCAAGGAAGACAUAAUCAGCAUGCUGAUUGAGGCAGGAGCUGAUGUUAACCAGAGGGACCCAGGCUCAGGCCGUUCCCCUCUCCAUUGGGCCGUGGAGUCCCAGAGCCCCAGGGUGGUGCAGUUGCUGCUGCAGAGGGGAGCCAAUGUAGACCAGCCCUCCUAUGCAGGCCACACAGCCCUCUACUGCUCCCUGCACAGGCCCAACAAAGAGGUACAGGCCCUGCUCAAGGCUGGAGGGGCCUCUGACGCACAGGCCCAGGAAGAAGAGGAGAGGGAGAGUGAAGAGGAGUUUGAUGACGUUGUUAUCAAUGGACAACGAGUGCACUAACCAUGAACAUGGAACCUGAGCCACAUGGAGUCAUUGCGCUGCUGUUGGGCUAAGCGAUUGAUGUGCAUCAUGAGCAUUUGUGUGUGUGUGUGUGUGGUUCGUGUAUGUAUGUGUGCCUGUAAAUUGUAUAUAGCAAGGCUGCAGAGUAGGUCCAGUUCUCAACCCAGUCCGGACUUAAGUCAUUCGAUUUAAUUGAUCAGUUGUUCCUGUGUCAAUUUAGUUCCUUUACAUUGUGCAGGGGGUAAGCUAAUGUUAGUUGGGUCACAUGGUUUUAGUGUUUGUCUGGAGCUAAGCUUGCCAAGACUAGUGUUGCCUACCUUACGCAUGGGAGAAUGAUCCAAACAAAAGCUGUGUUCUGUCAAACUAGUUGCCAGUUUCACCACUACAGAUUCCAACUUUAAAGCUGGAGUCCUUCAUAAUAUAAUAAUAUAAUAAUAAUUAUAAUAUAUGCCAUUUAGCUGACGCUUUUAUCCAAAGCGACUUACAGUCAUGUGUGCAUACAUUCUACGUAUGGGUGGUCCCGGGAAUCGAACCCACUACCCUGGCGUUACAAGCGCCAUGCUCUACCAACUGAGCCACAGAAGGACCUUCAUGGUAAAACUGCCACACCCGUUUGCGAUAUGACAACAACAAAGAAGUUACUGCAAACAAUGAACUGUGUUUUUCUCUCGAACAUGAUUGGACGCGAGAUAGAACAGCAGUGUAUAUAGUGCAUUUAUUUUUACCAUGAGACCCAACGCUCCCCAGCUCUGCUUCGUCAACAAAACAAAAACAGCCGUGGCGCAGUUUCCCCUACUGCGGAUUCUAUCUUUAAGGCUAUAGAUGAGACAUGUGGGUUUGUGACUAAAGCAAUUAGAAGGAUCUGAGACGUUACCAUUAUUAACAAGGCAGGGUUAGGGGAAGAUGUGAAUGUACAUAAGGUAGAGGUUUAUGCAUGCCAAGGUAAGUAGUUCACAAGGGACGGGAGGAGAAAAGAGAGGGGCAAACUCAACACAUUGCUAAAUCAUCUUUGCCUCAAGUUGAAAUAAAUGAUUGUUUAACGGCAUUUGGGAACCUCUGCAAGUCUAUGUGAGUUGAGAUUUUUUGACCUAUCACAUGGGUAGAGGGUAAUGUGAUGUGACAAUUUCAGUAAUGAAUCAGUCCCUGACUAUGAGUGCUCUAACCAGGGCCUGACGACUAUCCCUGGAAUACCCUGGAGUGAUGUCAUUCAGUUCAUUUGAUGUAUAGUUCACAAAUUAAAGACGGAGCUACAAAAAGCAGACACGGAGACCCGCCAGAACAAGGGUUUAAUCUGGUGUAAAUUAGCUUUCUGUAUUUUUGACUUAUUUUUGUAUUCUUUUGAAAAAGGAUUGACUGGUGAUUUGACAGGCUAGGAUGCCUCUGUAUUUGCUCGUCAGCAGGAGCAUGAUGUCUACAUUAUUAUUGUAAUAAAACUGUAAAAUGUAUAGAGUAUUAAGAGGA